Sporothrix brasiliensis 5110 is the source of this 1263-nucleotide messenger RNA. RefSeq names its product agmatinase. The transcript has 3 exons. NCBI's taxonomy places the organism in Eukaryota, Fungi, Ascomycota, Sordariomycetes, Ophiostomatales, Ophiostomataceae. The coding region runs from base 1 to 1263 and encodes 420 amino acids. Gene Ontology annotation, molecular function: agmatinase activity; metal ion binding. The record is from RefSeq and is a predicted model, not a curated record.
AUGCCACCAUCAAGCGUCCGCGCAUGGGUGCUGGCCAUUGUGGCCGCACUCGCUGCUGUGAGCCCAACUGAGGCCUGCGGCCAUCACCGUCACGGCCACGACGACACACCAUUCUCCAAGGAGUACCUCGACGAGCUUCAACGCAAAUGGGGCAGCGAGUGGUCCUUUAACGGCAUCGGCUCCUUUGGGCACCUCGAAUACGCGAAAUGCCUCACGAACCCGGAGGAACUCUACGAUAUUGCAAUUAUCGGGGCCCCUUUUGACACGGCCGUGUCCUACCGGCCUGGCGCGCGAUUUGGGCCCCGUGCCAUCCGCCAAGCCUCUAGUCGGCAGACGGCCCUUCGCGGCUUCAACCAGCGAGCAGGCAUCAACCCCUACCGCAGCUGGGCGCGCAUCCUCGACUGCGGCGACAUCCCCAUUACGCCCAUGGACAACGUGGUGGCUGUGCAGCAGAUGUCCGAAGCAUUUGUGGAGCUCGGCAAGCGGCCGCCGGCGUCGGCUACGGUCCUGCAGCGACCGAAGCUGAUCACGCUGGGCGGUGACCACAGUCUGGCCCUGCCGGCCCUGCGGGCUCUACAUGCCGCAUAUGGGCAGCUGCGGGUGAUUCAUUUUGAUGCCCACUUGGAUACGUGGCACCCUGACAAGUACCCGUCGGCGUGGCCGUCGGAGCAGUCGCGUUACAACCACGGCUCCAUGUUCUGGGUCGCCGGCCAGGAGGGCCUGCUCACGAACGCGACCGGUGCGCCCUCUGUGCACGCCGGCCUGCGCACACGACUCACCGGCGACGACUUUGCCGACUACUACGACGACGACCGGCAGAACUGGGUGCGCCUGAGCGCCGAUGAUCUGGACGACAUGGGCGGCGCCAAUGCUGUGCUCGCAGCCAUCCUCGCAGCCAUUGGCGACAACGACGAUCCGGUCUACCUCUCCGUCGACAUUGACGUGCUGGACCCGGCGUUUGCGCCCGGCACCGGCACGCCCGAGCCUGGCGGCUGGACCACGCGUGAGUUGAUUCGGAUCCUGCGGGGACUCGAGGGGCUCAACAUUGUGGGUGCGGAUGUGGUCGAGGUGGCACCGGCCUACCAGGGCCCCGGCGAGGAGACGGCGCUGGCGGCAGCGCAGGUGGUCUACGAAAUCAUGAGUUCGAUGGUGAAGCGUGGUAUGGCAGGCAUGGGCAAAGAGGGCCUCGUGUAUGAGAAGACGGCGGCAGAGUCUGGGUCGUCUAAGCCGUCCAAGAAGGAGCGCAUUGUGGACGAGCUGUGA